GUAGACUUUCUACUUGCCAAAGCUCUCUCCCCUCUUCUCUCAAUUUUCUUUCUCACAUUUUUCCGUGAUAAUUUUCCAAGCCCUUCAUUUAGAUUUCCGUAAUCAGAACCCUCCGAUCCUAAACAACAUGAAGAAAUCAGGGAUCCUGGCCGCGGCCUCGGUCGCCGCAGCUUCAGCCACGGUGAUCUCUUCUCCGCCGUCUUCUUCGACCCUCGUAACCAACUCCAAAUCACAAAGAUCUCGCGAGGGUGUUUCGAGCGAUAAUAGUGAGAAUUCAAGGGCUUCUUCGGAUAAAUUUGCACCCAGAUUCGAUGGACUGAGAUUUAUUGAAACGCUUGUCACGGCUCAUAGAUAAGCUUCAUUUUGAUGACCCCAAUGUCUAUUAGGCUAAUCUCUCUCUCUCUCUCUUAAUUGUAACUAUUACAGUAACAAAGUAAUCAAGAUUUACAACGUUUUUGGUAGAUUAUGAGGGAGAUAAAUGAGUUGAAUUGUACUGAA
Messenger RNA from Camellia sinensis, 498 nucleotides. The record is from RefSeq and is a predicted model, not a curated record. Lineage: Eukaryota; Viridiplantae; Streptophyta; Magnoliopsida; Ericales; Theaceae.